CGUGCCGUUAGCCAAGUUAGCUGCCAGGUCGGCUACCAGGAUGGCUGAGCCUCGAGAUCCCUCCGGACUCUAGGGCCGGAUCUGAAGCGGGGACAGGAACUGACCCCUGUCUGUCCAACAGUGUUCCCACUUUCCUGUGCGGUGCAACAGUAUGCCUGGGGGAAGAGGGGCUCCAACAGCGAAGUGGCACGGCUGCUUGCCAGCAGUGACCCGCUGGCCCGUAUCUCAGAGGACAAGCCAUAUGCAGAGCUGUGGAUGGGAGCACAUCCCCGAGGGGAUGCCAAGAUCCUUGACAAUCGAAUCUCACAGAAGACCCUGGGCCAGUGGAUUGCUGAGAAUCCAGAUUGCUUGGGCUCAAAGGUCAAAGAUGCCUUUAACGGCAAGCUGCCCUUCCUCUUCAAAGUGAUCUCUGUGGAAACAGCCCUGUCCAUCCAGGCACACCCCAACAAGGAACUGGCAGAGAAGCUCCAUCUCCAGGCCCCAGAGCACUACCCUGAUGCCAACCACAAGCCAGAGAUGGCCAUUGCACUUACUUCCUUCCAGGGCUUGUGUGGCUUCCGGCCUGUGGCGGAGAUCCUGACCUUUCUGAAGAAGGUGCCUGAGUUCCAGCUCUUGAUUGGGGAUGACGCAGCCACACAGCUGAAGCAGAGUGUGAGCAGUGACCCCCAGACAGUGGCCGAGGCUCUGCGCAGCUGCUUCUCCCACCUAAUGAAGAGUGAGAAGACGACAGUGGUGGUACAGCUCAACCUGUUGGUGAAGCGCAUUUCCCAGCAAGUGUCAGCUGGGAACAACAUGGACGACAUUUGUGGGCAGCUCCUACUUCGGCUGCACCAGCAGUACCCAGGGGAUAUCGGCUGCUUUGCCAUCUACUUUCUGAACCUGCUCACCCUGAAGCCAGGGGAGGCCAUGUUUCUAGAGGCCAAUGUGCCCCACGCCUACCUGGAGGGAGACUGCGUGGAGUGCAUGGCAUGUUCAGACAACACAGUGCGUGCUGGCCUGACACCCAAGUUCAUUGAUGUGCCAACCCUUUGUGACAUGCUCAGCUACACUCCCAGUCCCAGCAAGGACAGGCUUUUCCCCCCAUCACAGAGUCAGGAAGACCCCUACCUCUUCAUCUAUGACCCCCCUGUGCCAGACUUCACCGUGAUGAAGAUGGAGGUCCCUGGCUCCGUCAUUGAAUAUAAGAUCUUAGUGCUGGACUCUGCUAGCAUCCUCCUGGUGCUGAAGGGGACAGUGACAGCCAGCUCACCCACAGCCCAAGCCCCCAUCCGCCUGCAGCGUGGCAGUGUGCUCUUUAUUGGGGCCAAUGAGAGUGUCACGCUGAAGCUUACUACACCUGAGGACCUACUGCUAUUCCGGGCCUGCUGCCUGCUGGAGCAGCAGUAGCCUCCCCAGCUGUCCCCUGCUGGUCACUCAAGUCCCUUCCGCUCUGCAAUCUCCAUACACUUAACAAUAGGCCAGCAGGGAGCUUGCAGGUUGUGACUCCAGGACAACCUCAGCCCAAGACAUCUUCAGGACAAGGUUGACAUUGCUAUCUCAUCAGUUCUCACCACACCCCCAAGCCUGGCCAUGUCAACUUGAGGUGGUAGCUCUGUGCCUCUCACAGCAUCAGGCUGUUUGGUGAAACCUAUGGUCCUGAUUUAGCUCAGCACCCAACAGUGGGACUAGAAGCAGGUUUUUGCCUGAGGCUGCUGUCCCGUUUCAGAGCCAACGGGGGAGGGGCCCUCCUGCACUGUCAAAGGGAUUAAAGCUUGCUGUGUCGGCUGUAA
Molecule: messenger RNA, 1769 nt
Organism: Cavia porcellus (domestic guinea pig)
Lineage: Eukaryota; Metazoa; Chordata; Mammalia; Rodentia; Caviidae
Gene: Mpi
Product: mannose phosphate isomerase
Exons: 8
Coding region: 256-1386 (376 amino acids)
Biological process (GO): GDP-mannose biosynthetic process; carbohydrate metabolic process
Cellular component (GO): cytosol
Molecular function (GO): mannose-6-phosphate isomerase activity; zinc ion binding
Source: RefSeq, a predicted model, not a curated record